Molecule: messenger RNA, 2091 nt
Organism: Peronospora belbahrii
Lineage: Eukaryota; Oomycota; Peronosporomycetes; Peronosporales; Peronosporaceae
Source: the annotation of a GenBank genome assembly
AUGAAGAAGGCACCACAUGAGCAGCAUGGACGUUCAUGUACGGAGCAUUCGACACUUUUGUCCUCUACUAUGUCACCAAUGCGAUGGCAUCACAUUAUUGAGGAACGUCAUACGACAAUACGUCAGGAUAUUUGGACUGUAUUGCGCUUUCGUUCAUCGGUGCAGCACCGUUCUGGUCUACAAUAUGCAUCUUACAUACUGGAACUAAGUGUCCUGACGUUGAUUCUACUUAACGUGAUAGUAGCUAUUUCUGAGACAUCUGCAGUCGUGGAUGGUGAAGCUACCGGGUCUUUCUCCGGACCAAAUCCAGUCGUUAAUGAUUGGACUGAUAUCUUUUUACUCGUAUCAACUAUUAUCUUUUCGAUUGAGUACGUACUACGACUGUGGUCGUGUGUGGAAGAUGAACGAUACAAUAAAGGAGUGAUUAAAGGACGGCUAAAAUGGAUGAGUCGACCGCUGUCGUUAAUUGAUCUAAUGGCGUUGAUUCCUUUUUAUUUAGAAGUCAGUAUGGAGUAUAAUGCUCAUCAUAAUAGAGGAUUGACCUUGCGAAGUCUGCGACUCUUACGGAUUGUGUCGUUCUUACGUCUAGAACGAAUGUACAAUGCAAUGAAGAAUUUGCGGACGAUUUUUAUGCGCAAGAAGGAAGAGUUUUUAGUGUUGACGUACCUUACAGCCUUGAUGGUGCUUACAUCGUCGCUGCUGAUCUUCUUUCUCGAACAUUUGGCGCAGCCGAGUGUUUUUUCGAGCUUCAGUGUUUCUUUAUGGUGGUCAGUCGAGACAAUCACGUCACUUGGUUACGGUGAUAUCGUUCCCGUGACCAGUAUGGGCCGCUUGGUCGGAGCCUCGCUUGCAUUGUGGGGCAUCGUGUUGUUUGCAAUCCCUGGAGCCGUAUUAGGAAGCAGUUUUAUAGAGGUCAUGCUGGAAAAGCAGCGCGAAGAAGAGGCUGAACUGUAUAGCAUGGCUGUUAGUGUUGGCGACAGAUCACGUGAUGGCUCGCUGUUUGUGGGCAGCUUUAGCGACGACGAGCAGUCUCGUGAUUACGACCAUCCAGCGUUUGCAUGUACGACACCAACCUCAGCUGCACUCACGCCAGUCGUUCAAUCGGCGGAUAAUCCAUCGACACCACGCAUUCCGACCGGCUUGGCGCUGCACCAAAGAUUCGAGGCUAUCACGACAGGCCAGCAUCGUCUGGAGAUGCAAUUGAAGCAACAGCAAGAACAGCUGGAGCAAUUGACACGACUUGUUCAAGCUGCAUUGGGAAGCAUGCCACUUAUUCCAUCCCAUGCUAAUUGCCUGUCUGUCCCGUCACAUGUCACGGAAAAUCCACUCAAAGUGGUCAUUUUACAAGAUCCUCCCGACCAGACACAUUCCUCGCAGCCUUCCUCAGUGGUAACUCGCACUUCUCAGACGCGUGGAUUUGUCAAUAUGCUCGGCAGUGCUACGAAAAUGAUGGAAAAGGCAGCAGAUCAAGCCGCUGAACCCGUCGAACAUCGUGAUAUUGUUCUAGAUGGCUUUGCCAAGCGUCAAUUUGACGAUAAAACCUACUCGGGCACUCAUAUUGACUAUAAUAAGGAGGAAUUUGUCAAGAGAGUAAACGAGAUUUAUGAGGCAAACUCAAAGAAAAUGGUGGACGGCUAUGCACCAUUCUGCAAGCACCUAUUCAUCAAGAACUUUGCUGGUGCUCGUCUCAAUAUGGUGCCGAUUACACGGGCUAACUCAAGCAUGCUCAUGUCAGACUACGAGGCUCGUACGGAAUACGAACUGCCAGUAUUGACACGUUGGUUUCCAAGUCACAGUGUAACACCAAUGGUGGCCGAGUACCUUGACAUUAUCUUGUACAGCCGUGAACAGAUCAUUAAGGAAAACGAGGCUGUGGAAGUGCCGGCAGACCCGUUGCACACGAAUUCUCCGUGGGGAAUUGUGGCGAUUAAGGCGCAAAACGAAGACUACGAACUGCCCAUGAAGCCCAUUACCAUGAUGCGAAAUGCCAUUGGUAAGACGCAGGGCGGCUCUGGUGUGCCCAUCAACCGCGAUGAGUACAUGAAGGCGGUCGAGUAUUGGAAGAAUCAUGCUGUGAUCAAGAAAAUGUAG